Molecule: messenger RNA, 2067 nt
Organism: Aspergillus ibericus CBS 121593
Lineage: Eukaryota; Fungi; Ascomycota; Eurotiomycetes; Eurotiales; Aspergillaceae
Product: TolB family protein
Exons: 3
Coding region: 1-2067 (688 amino acids)
Source: RefSeq, a predicted model, not a curated record
AUGCGCAUUUCUGCUGCUAUUGCUUUGGCCGGUCUGGCGGCCGGCUCGGCCGGUGCAGCCUGCCCGUAUGCUGAGCGCGCCAACAACGACGCCUCUGUUGCUGCUGCGGCCGGUUGUCCGUAUGCCAAGCGGGCUGCUGCUGCACCCGCAAAGGAUACUCGUGGGCUGUCCCGUCGAGGACCGAUCGAGGGCAAGAAGGGCAUCUUUUACAUGAACCGUAUUGGCCCCUCGGGGUCUCAGCUCUGGAUCUCCAAUGCGGACGGCACCAAUGCUACCAAGCUGCUGGCCAACCAGACCAAUCCCUUUGACUACCAUCCCUCCUGGUCGCCGGAUGGACAAUGGAUUGUCUUCACCAGCGAGCGUCGCGGUCCCGGCCAGUCCGACCUGUACCGGGUUCGUCCCGAUGGCACAGGUCUGGAGGUGCUGGCAGCCACCGACUCUGUCGAAGACAUUGGUGUCCUCUCGCCGGAUGGAAACAAGCUGGCCUAUGUGUCCACCUUUGGCAACUACACCACCAACAUCUGGGUCAAGGACCUGACCACUGGACUGGCCCAGAACCUGACGGACACUGCCUUGACCCGGGCAGACAACACUUGGCCCACUGGCCACUUCCGUCCGUCGUGGUCCCCCGACGGCGAGUGGAUCGCCUUCAGUUCGGAUCGCAACACCGACUGGACUGGCCACAGCGAGGGUGUCGGCUGGGAACACACUCAGACCCUGGGCCUUUACGCCAUCCGUCCCAAUGGCAGUGACUUCCGCACCGUACUGCGCCAGGACGGAUACUCCCUGGGCACUCCCCAGUGGUCGCCCGAUGGCAAGCGCAUCAUCUACAACAACAUGACCCGGGAGAACACCUAUGGCUGCCACGGUGUCUCCGCUCAGCAGGAAGCCGUCGAAGCCCAGAUCUACAGCGUGGACUUUGCCACCGGCGCCCAUGUCACGGCCCACACCUCCGGCAGCUACCCCAAGGUCGGCCAGCACUACAUUGGCAACUCGACCAACAUCGGCUACCUGAUCAAGGCCGGCGACUACGAGGGCAUCCACUACACCCAGCCCGAUGCCACCCACCACACCUUCAACCUGACCUACCUGCGGGACCCGUGGUGGUCCCCCGACGGCUCCAAGCUCGUCUACUGGAUCCCCAACUGGACCCAACAAGCCGCCGAGCUGGAACUCUGGAGCUACGACAACGACUGGGAAUACCGCUACAUGGACGUCUUCCCCAUGCACCACACCGCCACCAACCGCCUCGCCACCACCCAGAAGGUCCUCGGCAGCGCCAACGGCUCCCUCGUCCACUCCUCCCCCGUCUACACCGACGUGGUGGACGCCCUCGACGCCUACGACAUCUACAGCCUGAACAACGCCACCGAAGUCGAAUGGCUCGAAGAGGGCAACUCCGGCGCCUUCCAACCCUCCUGGAACCCGGACGGCACGGAGUUGGUCUCUGGUUUCGGCGCCUGGUUCGUCAGCCGCACCGAAGCUGAGGCUCGUAUCUGGCGCGCCUACGCCAACGGCACCCAUCACACUAACCUCACCGACGGCACCGACAACUCGGGUUUCCCCUCCUGGUCCCCGGAUGGCUCGGCCAUCGUCUACCGCAAGUGGAGUCUCGAAACGGGUGUCCCUCAGGGUCUGCACAUUCUGAACUUCACCACCGGCAAGACCCACCAACUCACCACCGGCUGGGAUAACACCCCGGGCUGGUCGCCUAAUGGCGAGCGCAUCGUCUUCACCCGGAACAACAACUGGACCGAGUCGUACGGCGCACGCUGGUACGCCGAUCGCUUCGAUAUCUAUACUAUCCGUCCGGAUGGAUCGGAGUUGACGCGUGUGACGGAUAGCUUGUCCAAUGAUGCUCACGCCGUGUGGUCCCAAGACGGCCGUAUCAUGUGGAGUACCGGCAUGUACGGGUUCAAGGACGAGAGUGCCCUGUUCGAUGAUACCUUCCAACCUUACGGCCAGAUCAUGGUCAUGAACUAUGAUGGGAGUAACAAGACCCUGGUUACGGAUACUAUCUGGGAGGAUUCGAUGCCGUUGUAUAUGCCGAAUGAGUAUCUGCAGUAG